This is a messenger RNA of Pogonomyrmex barbatus (red harvester ant), 531 nucleotides long. RefSeq names its product coiled-coil-helix-coiled-coil-helix domain-containing protein 7. Lineage: Eukaryota; Metazoa; Arthropoda; Insecta; Hymenoptera; Formicidae. Gene Ontology annotation, biological process: mitochondrial respiratory chain complex assembly. The record is from RefSeq and is a predicted model, not a curated record. Gene Ontology annotation, cellular component: mitochondrion.
AGAGAGAACAACUGUAUUUAUCAUGCACACACAUAUAUAUACACGAAUGUGUAUACUUGAAACUCUUCUUGCGACGAGAUGAAUAUACGGAAAGAUCCGAAUGAUGUUGGAGCAGAUGCUACGAACAAAUAUGCGUUACGACGUAAUCAAGAGAUAGACAAUCCCUGUUACAAGGAGCACCUUUUGUCCUUGAAGUGUCUCGAGGCCAAUCAGAAAGAACAUAACGAGUGCGAAUUGUAUUUCCAAAAUUAUAAGAAUUGCAGAAAUUUCUGGGCUUCUGUGCAGUCUGAGCGCAGGUCAAAAGGCAUCAAGCCAUAUCUGCCACCUUUAGAAGAACGUAUCAAGAUAAAAGCCAAGUAUUUAAAUUCUAGAUAACAAUAGAUAAUAUACACACCUUGCUUUGUAAAAAUAUUUUUUAUUCCAUGAUAUCUUUCAAUGUCUCGCAAUUAUUACAUUGUAAUGUUAUCUAUAUGUAUAUAGUUCAGAAAAAUUUAUAUAUGUAAGCUAUUGAAACAUAUUAAACUCACAUCG